AUGACGCACUCCAUCAACCUUGAGAUCAACCUGAGGCCACAGACGUCCCAAGUGCUGGCCAGAGACGCAGACAGGUGCAUGUUUGUCAGCAUGCAGAUAAUUACAACAUGCAACAUGCUAGUCGACAAAAAGCUUGCAUUCAGUACAUUUGAAAUACAUUCAACGAAGAAUAACCAUGGUUUGUCCUCGUUGGACCACUCCAGCAUCCGCCGUGGCUUCCAGGUGUACAAGCAGGUGUGCUUGUUGUGCCACAGCAUGGACUACGUGGGCUAUUGCCACCUCGUUGGCGUGUGCUACACCAAGGAGGAGGCCAAGGCGAUGGCCCAGAAGGUGGAGGUCCAGGAUGGCCCCGAUGAUGAUGGGGAGAUGUUCAUAUGGCCAGGAAAGCUGUCUGACUACUUCCCCAAGUCCUACCCCUACCCCGAGGCCGAGCGUGCCAACAACGGGGUGCUGCCCCCUGACCUCAGCUACAUUGUAAGAGCCAGGCACGGCUGCGAGGACUACGUCUUCUCCCUGCUCACUGGCUCCUGUGACCCACCCCCUGGCGUGUCUCUGGGUGAGGGGCUGCAUUUCAACCCCUACUUUCCCGGUCAGGCCAUUGGCAUGGCUCCUCCCAUAUACAAUAAGGUCUUGGAGUUCAAUGAUGGCACCCCAGCCACCAUGUCCCAGGUGGCCAAGGAUGUUUGCACCUUCCUGCGCUGGGCAUCUGAGCCCGAGCAUGACCAUCGCAAGCGGAUGGGGCUUAAGAAUGUUGAUGAUUAUGGGCUUGCUGUUGUCCCUGGUCUACCUUACGAAGGGGCACAAGUGGUCAGUCCUGAGGAGCCGGAAGCUGGCUUAUUGGCCACCCGAGUGAUCCUGCUAAAAGCCUGCUUGCCAUCCCGCCUGAACAGGAGCAAUCCUGGGCCUGGUUGGACCUCAGCUGGCCACCUUGGCCAAGACCCUCUUUUUGGGGGUCUUGGCCACAAUAUAUAA
Messenger RNA from Sorex fumeus (smoky shrew), 972 nucleotides. RefSeq names its product cytochrome c1, heme protein, mitochondrial-like. The record is from RefSeq and is a predicted model, not a curated record. NCBI's taxonomy places the organism in Eukaryota, Metazoa, Chordata, Mammalia, Eulipotyphla, Soricidae. Gene Ontology annotation, molecular function: heme binding; electron transfer activity. Gene Ontology annotation, biological process: mitochondrial electron transport, ubiquinol to cytochrome c.